Messenger RNA from Tachyglossus aculeatus (Australian echidna), 3293 nucleotides. It is a transcript of the gene OFD1, whose product is annotated as OFD1 centriole and centriolar satellite protein. Gene Ontology annotation, molecular function: protein binding. Gene Ontology annotation, biological process: epithelial cilium movement involved in determination of left/right asymmetry. Gene Ontology annotation, cellular component: centrosome; ciliary basal body. Lineage: Eukaryota; Metazoa; Chordata; Mammalia; Monotremata; Tachyglossidae. The record is from RefSeq and is a predicted model, not a curated record. The coding region runs from base 61 to 3195 and encodes 1044 amino acids. The transcript has 24 exons.
CGGCCGUUGGAGGGGCUCGAAGACGGCUUAAGGGCUGAUCCGGGAGUCCGUGAGUUGACAAUGUCCUUGGAAUCCGAAGCCCUGUCUCCGGAUGAGCUCCGCAAAAGGCUUUACCAGACUUUUAAGAACCGAGGCAUUUUGGACACCCUCAAGACGCAACUCCGAAACCAGCUCAUACAUGAAUUGAUGCAUCCUGUUUUAAAUGGAGAACUUCAGCCAAAGUCCAUCUUAGUCGAAGGGAGCUCACUGCUAAUUGGAGCCUCAAAUAGCUUGGUGGCAGAUCAUCUCCGCCGAUGUGGCUAUGAAUAUUCACUUUCUGUUUUCUUCCCUGAGAGUGGUUUGGAGAAAGAAAAGGUAUUCACUAUGCAAGAUCUUCUGCAGUUGAUUAAAAUCAACCCCAGAUCCAGUCUCUACAAAUCACUGACUUCGAGUGUUCAAAAAGAGAACCAGAAAGGGUUUCUCAUGCAGAUUUUAAUGGAGUUGGCUGAAUACCACCUGUCCAAGGAAAGUUGCAGUACUGGGACCCAAACAAAUGCAGCCUCACUUUAUGGGGAAUCUCUUGCUGAGAAGCUUCAACUCAUUGAUGAGCAAUUUGCAGAUAUUUAUCCCCAGCGUCAUAAAGCAGAAUCUUUGGAAGCUAAGCUAGCUGAAUACAAGAAAGGAAUAGAAGAGCAACUUCAAACAGAAAUGUCUCAAAAGUUGAAUCAUUUUAAAGAAGUUGAAAUAGCUAAAAUUAGAAUGGAAGAAAAGAGAAGAUCUCAGAAAGAAAUAUCUGAAUUGCGUCAAGAAUUUGAGAAAACACACCAAGCAAAAUCAGAAGCCCUAUUGUGUCGGGAAAAGAAUGCUAUCGAAAGACUUCAAAAACAUCAAGAGAUUGAAGCGAAAGAAGUUUAUGCACAAAGGCAGGAUCUUCUGAAAGAUAUUGAAAUAGUUAGAGGCAGAGAAGCAGAACUGAAGCAAAGAAUCGAAGCUUUCGAAUUGGCCCAAAGACUGCAAGAAGAAAAAAAUAAAAGUGUGGAUGAUGCCCUUCGGCGACGGGAGCUGAGUGUAAAGAACAUUGAGGAUACGUAUGAGCAAAAGCUCAAAAAUGAACUGCUAAGAUAUCAACUUGAACUGAAAGAGGAGUAUACAAUCAGAUCUAAUAGGAUUACUGAAGAAGAGAGAAAGAAUAAAGAAAGAGCUAUGCAUUUGCAUGAGGAGACUCUUGCUUUCAAUUCAAAGAAGGAAGAACUCAGGCAAGCUGUUGCUCAGGCCAGUGAGCUCAAGCUGGAACUGGAUUCCGUUAAGGCCCAAGUUGUGGUGUUGACAAAGCAGAAUCACUUACUAACUGAAAAACUAAGGGAGACUACCGACUAUCCACUUUUAAAAGAGGAGAAACUGGAGCUUCAGAUGCAAAAUAAAUUACUUAAACAACAACUUGAAGAGAUUCGAAAUGAAAAUCUGCAUCUCCAAAACAGAUUAACCCAGCCAUCAGCUGAGCAUGUGGCCUUACAAGCAGAAUUAAAGAGAGCGGAAAAUGCUAGAAAACUUGAACAGAAGGAAUUUGAAACCCGAAAACAAGUUCUGGAAAAGCAGCUACAAAAUGAGGUUGAGCAUUGUGCACAGCUGAAGAUCCAGUUAUUAGACUCUGAAACAUCUUUACGGAGGAUAAAUAUGCAGGUUGAAGACUUGAAAGUGCAACUAAGGCAAACACAAACAGCUCUAGAGAAUGAAGUAUAUCGCAACCCAAAGCCCUCUUUGGUCGAUCGGUCGGUAAUUGACUUUACCCGUGACAAGAUCGUACCUCCUGAUAUUUAUAUAGAUGGCGACGAUCUCGUGAAGGACCGACUUGUAUCCGGUCCAGUUGUUCAGGAAGAUGGUGUUCCAAGGACCAGGUAUUUCCCUCGUGCCAGGACUGAAAGCAGUUCCCCCGAUUCUGACCUUGAGUUUGUGGCUAAUACCAAGGCCCGGGUAAAGGAACUAGAGAAAGAGGCAGCGUUUUUGGAAGAAGCCUAUAGAAAUUACCAACAAAGAGUUACUCAGGCCUCAGUUGUCAGCAUUCUACCAGCUAAGACUCAAGUCCCUUCACUUUUACCAGAGUCGCUGAGGAGUGGGCUCUUGAACUUCCAAGAAAGAACUGUGUUCGUAGACAGUAAAUUUGUCGCAGAGCAGCCGGCUCACGGCGGCUUGAACGGUAUUGCAAACGCCAAACACGAUUCGCCGACAGGUAACCUAACUCCUCAACAAAGGAGAGUUUCUUCCCCCAGACGCCUUUCUUCCACUCCACUCCCAAAAGCAAGGAGAAGCCUCACUAACCAAAUGUUUUUAGAAGGUAACAGUGGAUCAUAUAUUGCCACUCCUCAUCCCAGCCCUGACCAGCCCCCCUCUCCCAUUCCAAGAGCAGCUCAUCUUUCUUCCGCUAUUUCAGCUCCCAAUAUCUCACUGCCUUCCGGACCUGUCAGCCAGGAGCAGAAAUUGGGUAAACCUGAGCCUCCCCCCUCGAUUCUCUCCUGUGCCGCUGCGGCCCAGCACAGUCUCUCUCGAAAGCCAAUUGAGCAAGAUACAACUGAAUUUUCAAAACCAGAGAAGCUAGAAUUUGAAGACCUCAAGGAACCUGAAUCUUCUCCUGAACUCGAAGGGAACAGUCCAAAGCAACUAGAAAUGGAUGUGUUCCAUCCAGAUGGAGAUACUGCCAGUGGGAACCAUGUCGCAGCAGCAACCCCAGUGCAGCGAAGCAUAAUUGAACGCUUCGUUCACCAACAAGACCCAGAAGUGAUCAAUCAGGACCAGUUGGAAGAACAGAAUGAAGAGAAGGAAACGAAGUGGGAAAUGGAACGGAGAGAAAGAGAAGAAAGAAGGCAGCGAGAAAGGCAGGAAGCUUUUGAGAGGGAACAAAGAGAACUGGAAAAGCUGGAGCAAGAGAUGAAGUUAAAUGAGAAAGCAUUGCAAAUCGAAGAGCAAAAGGAAAGAGAGGGGGAAGAGUUAGUCGACAUCACUGAAACGGAAGAGAAACCAGCAGAAGUAAAUCCCUUGGAAAAAUACAUGAAAAUAAUCCAGCAGAGCAGAGAAAAAGGUUUAGCAGAGAAGGUGUCUCACACACCCCAGAACUCAAAAAAGGAAGUGGAAGGAACAUCGAUAAUGGAGACUUUGCUGUCUAAUGAAAAUGAUGAAAGCAUUGCCGGCUUUUCUCACGAAGAACCCGACGAUUUCUGGUGAAGGGACUUGUUCCUGCCCAGGCUCUUGCUGCCUUGAAAACCACUUCCUAUCGAUUGACACGAGUAAGUCAGACUACUUAAUAAAGAUGUUUUCGUUCA